Molecule: messenger RNA, 2216 nt
Organism: Medicago truncatula (barrel medic)
Lineage: Eukaryota; Viridiplantae; Streptophyta; Magnoliopsida; Fabales; Fabaceae
Product: centromere protein C
Exons: 11
Coding region: 182-2068 (628 amino acids)
Biological process (GO): kinetochore assembly; attachment of mitotic spindle microtubules to kinetochore; spindle attachment to meiosis I kinetochore
Cellular component (GO): kinetochore
Molecular function (GO): centromeric DNA binding
Source: RefSeq, a predicted model, not a curated record
AUUGGCGUUACAUUAGACUCAUUAAAAAAUGGAACCGCAAAAAAGUGUGUAAAAAUGGCGGUUCUUCACUGAACAACAACCAAACGAGUCACUAAACAUCAUCCAUCUUCCUCUUCUUCGCUGCUUCAACGAUCUCAGAUUUAUCGCCUUGCGAAGUCCCACUAAACUUUUAGAGCAGGCCAUGCCAAUGUCAGAGGACGACUUGGGAUUCUGUACAGAAAAUUCAACUCAAGAUGUGGGAAAUCAUGAUUUUGCUUCUCAAGAGGAUGGAGAAUUACCUCGAAAACGGAGACCCGGUUUAGGCCUCAAUCGUGCACGCCCACGUUUCUCCCUUAAGCCGACCAAAAAACCCUCUGUUGAGGAUUUGUUACCGAUUCUUGACUUGAAAAAACUGACAGAUCCCGAGGAAUUCUUCAUGGCCCAUGAACGGUUGGAAAAUGCAAAAAGAGAAAUAGAAAAGCAGUUGGGUAUUGUGUCAUCUCAGCCAAGUCAGGAUUCAACUAAACCACGGGAACGUCGACCGGGACUUCCUGGGUUUAAUCGGAGGCCAGUUAGAUACAGACAUAGGGUUUCAACAGAAGCUUUGGUCAAUAAUGAUGAUGUCCUAUCCUCCCAAGAGGCAUUUGAAUCCGACGGUCUUGAUCCUGUUGGUGAUAACACUGACAAAGGCAAAUUUUCUCUUGCAUCAUUGGAUAAUGAAGUAACUGAUUCACCAGCUAUUGAAGAGAAUAAGAUGAAUGACAUUUUGAAAGGAUUGCUUGAUUGUGAUUCUGAAGAACUUGAGGGUGAAGGAGCAAUGAAUCUUUUGCAGGAGAGGUUACAGGUCAAAUCGAUUGUUUUCGAGAAAUUAUCUGUUCCAGACUUCCUAGAUAUCCAACCUAUUGAUCUGAAAUCUUUGCAAGGGACUUUGUCGAAGCCAAGCAAAGGAAAGGCUUUUUCUGACGUAGAUAAUUGGUUGAAAGGAAUGAAUAUUCAGACACCUCUUAGACGGAGUGUAGGAUACGCUGAGAAGCAGUUAGCUUCACCCACACCACCAAAAAGUCCAUUUGCUUCAUUGUCAUCAUUACAAAAGCACAUUUCACGGUCAAAGCUAUCUACGGAUCCAUUUUCAACUCAUGAAAUUGACCUUGUACCUACAAGAAGCUAUUCACCAAUUCACAUGGCAGACCAGGAAGUCGAUAUUGUUGGUUCUAGUAAGCUGUCGGAUGAGCUGACUGCACCUACAACCGAAGAUGUUAUUGCUGCUGGUGAGAAAAAUACAAUUCCGGAGACUUCUGAAAAUUCCAAGGAACACAAUUCUAGGAAUCCAUCAGAUGAAGUUAAUGCGCCCAUAAUUGAAGAUAUUGUGGACAAUCCUGACAGAAAUUGCACCAUUACUCCUCAAAAGUCCAUGGUUGAUAAUUCAACCGAACCUGGGUUUAAUGCUAAUGUUGACUCGAAUGAACCUGCUGUUGACAUGGAUGUGGAUAUUGGUCGUAGUGGUAUGGGAAAAAGGGUUAUGGAUGACACAGAAGGAAGGCAAAAUGUUGAGCCAAAUGAACCUUUUCAUUUUGAUGACAACACGCUGGAAGAAAACAUGCAGGGAUUUACAAGUUCUAUACCAACAGAUGACGCGAAUCUGAACACGGAGCUUCCACUAGCUGAUCAAUCAAAUCCAGUUACCUAUCAAGCCAAUUCUAUGGACAAAGGGUCUAGAAGAUCAGAUGAUGGUCCAGAACAGUGUUUACAGGAAAAGACAAUUGGUUCUGCGGCACCUGUUAAUGGGCAAACAAUAGUUAAAUCAUGUAUGCGAAAAGGGUCCAAGGGUAAGAGACUUCUGAGGAAGAGCCUUGCAGAUGCUGGUACAUCAUGGGAGUCUGGAGUAAGGAGAAGCACCAGGUUCAGGACAAAGCCUUUGGAAUAUUGGAAAGGAGAAAGAAUGGUGUAUGGCCGUGUACACGAGAGUUUGAGUACUGUCAUUGGGGUGAAGUGCAUGUCUCCUGGAAGUGAUGGGAAACCAACCAUGAAGGUUAAAUCAUUUGUGUCAGAUAAAUACAAAGAGCUUUUUGAGAUAGCUUCUGAAUAUUGAAAGCUUUCUAUAAUUUUAUCUUUAGUCUACUAAUGGAAUUGACAUGUGAUAAGUGUUUAAUUAUUUGAAGUGAUAAAUAUACUCGGUACUUACAUCCAGGAGUCAGCAAUGAUUAUGGUUAAUCAGUCAUCAAUGAAAUUAACUAACA